AUGAGUCCCAAAGCUUCAGACCGACCUACCGUCAAGCCUUUUGAAGAAAGCAGUCACGUUGAACAUGUGGUGGGAAACGUAGAAGGAGGCGAGGUCCUGGAGACCAAGUAUGCUUCUCUCGGGAAAUGGGAGGUAGCCAGGGUCUUCUGGAGGACUACCAUCUUCUGCUUGAUCCUAAAUUGGGCAGCCCUUAACGAUGGGUUCCAGCAGCAGGUUCCCGGCAACGUCAUUCCCAUGCAGGCUUUCAUCAACCAGAUGGCCGACACGACCCUCGACGGCGAACCGGCCAUCAGCGCCAAAGUCAUCUCGUAUUGGCAGGGCUUUGCGGAAAUGUCCAAGACUCUGGGCAUGUUUACAGCGGGCUACUUCGCUGACCGCUUUGGCCGAAAGCUGGCCAUGAUGGGUGCUGUCGUGAUUCUGCUUGGCGGUUCGGUUGCCCAGAUCGUAGCAUUCGACUGGAAGAGCUGGCUCGGAGCUGCCGUGCUCGUUCGUUUGGGCGUUGGUCUGGCUCAGUCCGUUCUUGUCACUUACGUCUCCGAGCUAUCGCCGUUCCAGAUUCGAGGCUUGAUGAUUGGUGCCUACCAGCUCUUCAUCGCCUUGGGUCAGCUCAUUAGUGCCGUCGCUACUCAGCUCGUUGAUGUUUACCAGCCAACCAAGUGGAGGCCAUUGAUCGCUACCGAGUUCAUCUUUACAGGACUCCUCGUCAUUCUCAUCUUUUUCGUUCCCGAAUCCCACCUCUACCACGCUCGAAAGGGAGACCAUGAGAAAGCAAAGAGCUGCAUGAUCAGACUGUAUGGGACUGCGCCCGGCUAUGAUGUGGACCACGAGUAUCGUGUUAUUCAGCAUGGUCUCGAGGCUGAAAAGCCGUUCAACGAGACAGUCAAGGAGUCUUCCUUCUUGGAAAUUUUCCAGCGUGCUCACUGGCGCAGGACAUUCGCAGGCUGCUUGGGUAUUUGCAGCCAGUGGGCUGCGGGUGCCCCGAUCGUAUUCGGGUAUUCGACAUAUUUCUUCAAAGUUGCGGGCCUUAAAGACCCCUUUGUUGUUACCAUUAUUACUGGAUGCUUCUUCAUGAUGGUCUUCAAUGUCGGACUUGGAACGACCGGCUUCUUCAAAUCAGACGCAUCAGACAAGGCAGCUCUUGCCUUCUUGUUGCUUUGGGUAAUCUGCUACGGCUGCUCAGCUGGACCCAUUGGCUUCGUCGCAGCCGGAGAAACCUCGACUCCUCGUCUCCGAGCUCAGACAACGUCCUUCAACCUGGGCUGUUAUGGCCUCGGCUUUGUUGUCUUUCAGUGGUCCGUUUCGUACAUGAUUAGCCCUGAUGCAGGAAAUAUGGGUAUCAAGGCCGUCUAUGUAUGGGCUGGCAUGUUGGUUCCUACAACGAUCCUGUUGUGGUUCUUCUAUCCCGAGACUUAUGGCCGAACGUACUGGGAGCUCGACGAACUUUACGAGAGAAAGAUCCCCGCCUGGAGAUUCAAGAACACCAAGACUCUCACCGAGGAGAAGGGCCACAAGGAUAAAGCGGUCAGGUCUGGCUAG
Messenger RNA from Fusarium vanettenii 77-13-4, 1536 nucleotides. RefSeq lists its product as uncharacterized. Gene Ontology annotation, molecular function: carbohydrate:proton symporter activity. The record is from RefSeq and is a predicted model, not a curated record. Gene Ontology annotation, cellular component: membrane. The transcript is spliced from 10 exons. Gene Ontology annotation, biological process: transmembrane transport; carbohydrate transport. Lineage: Eukaryota; Fungi; Ascomycota; Sordariomycetes; Hypocreales; Nectriaceae. The coding region runs from base 1 to 1536 and encodes 511 amino acids.